Molecule: messenger RNA, 1755 nt
Organism: Neoarthrinium moseri
Lineage: Eukaryota; Fungi; Ascomycota; Sordariomycetes; Amphisphaeriales; Apiosporaceae
Exons: 8
Coding region: 1-1755 (584 amino acids)
Cellular component (GO): nucleus
Molecular function (GO): nucleic acid binding
Source: RefSeq, a predicted model, not a curated record
AUGGCAGAACACGAGCUCGAGUCUCGCAUGAGAGGCGUGCGCAUCUCGAAUGAACGCCAGCGCGACUUGCAGGCCCAGCCGGCCCAGCGAGCCCUGCCUGCAUCCCGGAUUCACCCUCGGGCUCCAGACCUUGAUGGUCUUAUGCAGCAGUACCGUCAGAUGCGACCGGAAAGAAACAAUGAAGAUGAUUAUGUUGACAAUGAUAAUGACGAUCUCAUCACCAUUGAAAAUCCGAGCGACUCACACGAAGCGCGGAGAAAAGAGACGCUGAACCCUAAUUCUUCCCGAGCCUGGGAGUAUCGCGCAAUGGAGCCCCCAGCAGCCCCAACGGACGGCUCUGUGAGCUCCAAUCCGUCCAGAAACGAAAUGGUUCAGGGAUACCUAGCCCUCUGUCCAUUCAAGCUCAUACAAGUGUACCCUUAUAAGUACGUGGGAAGGAACAACCAAGGCAAGGUUGGCGCAUGGUUCAAGACCAAUCUAUUCAACCAACGUUCAUGGGAAAUGUAUUACAUCCACGAUCCAUAUAUGCGAAGAGAUCCACUCAUCCUGGUUCCCACUACGCAACUGGAAGAUUUCUUGACAGCCGCGAACUCGGAAUUGCAUACCAACCUGGCCAUUCCCGGAGGAGAAAACGGCGAGAGGUUCAACGUCACGUUCGGCGGCAGCCCGCGUCCCAGAUUCAUGGGUCACGCGAGCAGCGAUGAGACGUACAGAGAGCUCAAAGACCGACUUGGUAACUCGAUGGACGACACGAGAGGGAUCGACGCCAAGUCCUUGCAGUUCUUUAAAGACACAAUAGAUGGCAUUUACAACUCGUUCAAGCCAUCAAAGAAGAAUCCUGCCAAUCAGCAUCUGAAGAUGGUGAACAGGCAGAAAAGCCAUGGCCAAGUGAUCAAACGCGUUCAAAGAUAUCUUGGCCUCCGCCAGCGGACAGCCUAUGCCGCUUUCUCAGGUGCAUCUGAUAAUGCCUGGAGCGCGGUUCUCCCUGCUCCCUUCCCGAUGGAGUUGCGAGUCAGAUUCGUAUGCGUCGAUGUUGAGGCUUACGAGAGAGACAGCAACAUGAUCACCGAGAUCGGUCUCGCCAUUCUUGAUACCGAUGAUAUUGAAGAAGUCCCUCCGGGGCAGCAUGGCGAGAACUGGUUCUCGUUCAUCCAUGCACACCACAUUCGCAUUUCUGAACACCGAGGCAUCGUGAACAGGGAGUUUGUACAAGGAUGCCCGGAUGCCUUCGAUUUUGGUAAAAGCGAAUUCAUCCCGAUCAAGGACGUGGCCCGCCGUGUAGGGUCGCUGAUUGGCGAUUCCAACUCGAGCGACAAGAGUCCCGUCGUCAUGGUAGGACACGACACCAUCACAGACCUGAAGUAUCUCCAGAAGGUGGGCUACAACGUCUGGCGCCUGCCGCAGUUCUUGGACGAGGUGGACACCAAGGCCAUGUUCCAGCGCGUGCAGUGUUCCGGGGACGGCCGAGCGCUUCGGUUCGUCUGCAGCGAGCUAGGCAUCCCCGGCCGCAACUUUCACAACGCCGGAAACGAUGCGGUGUAUACGCUACGUGCCAUGGUCGCCAUGGCCGUGAAGAAGAAAGUCGGUGGGCCACAGACGGAAUCCGAGAAGUGGAGCAGCACGGCACCCGAGGUCAAAUUGGACGAAUGGAGCGAUGGGGAGCUGGACGACGGAAGUGGUGCUUUGAAGUCGGUUGAGCCUGUUAUUCAACCCCCUCGUCAAACCCAAGAUUCUUAUACGCCGCAGAGGUGGUAG